AUGGUACCGUCGCUGCUUGAGCAGCUACAACUGGCAAACACUCCUCAGGAUGAUGCUUUUCGAAUGCUCUCAGGCAUGUUUGGCGGUAACGAGGGAGCAACUCCUGGUGCUGCAGUGCCAUCAGCAAGCAAUGUACUGCUCCAGUCCGCCUUCACAGCUAAUGUAUCGCCUUCAAAAGAUACCUAUUGCGAGAAGUGUGAUAAGAAUUUUUGCAAUCGCUAUUUCCUUCGAACACACAAAUGGAAGAAGCAUGGCAUUCCAAUGGCCGAGAAAAAUCCACCAACUCUGGGCCUCAUGCCAUCACCACAGUGCUAUGUGUUGCAGGAUACCUAUUGCGAGAAGUGUGAUAAGAAUUUUUGCAAUCGUUAUUUCCUUCGAACACACAAAUGGAAGAAGCAUGGCAUUCCAAUGGCCGAAAAAAAUCCACCGCCUCUGGGCCUCAUGCCAUCACCGACAAACCCUUUGGAUAUGCCAUCUACCUCCGCCGGGAUCAAUUUCAACCCGUCUGAGCUUCUUGCAGCGAUGUGUGGUCAGCAGGCGCCGCAAAUAUCGCCCUCCAAAACGUCAGGCUCGCAGCCGACCUCCGUGAUUGUAAAUCGCCCAAGCGGUGGCGCAUCGUCGCCGCCAACCAAACAACCGAGACUCGAUGAUAGAAGUAAAUGCGAUAGUGGAGAAACAUCUGCUGCACUUCGGUUAGCGCUUCGAAAAUGA
Molecule: messenger RNA, 711 nt
Organism: Gongylonema pulchrum
Lineage: Eukaryota; Metazoa; Nematoda; Chromadorea; Rhabditida; Gongylonematidae
Source: the annotation of a GenBank genome assembly